AUGGCAGCUUUCAACCUCACCCCCUCUGACCCUUCAACAUUCACCUUAAUGGGCAUCCCUGGGCUAGAAGCUGCUCACAUCUGGAUUUCCAUCCCUUUCUCUAUGUUCUUUGUAAUUGGCCUGUUGGGAAAUUUCAUGCUUCUUUUUGUUGUAAGCAAAGAACAGACCCUGCACAAGCCGAUGUACCUGCUACUCUGCAUGCUGGCACUCACAGACAUUGGCACCUCUACCUCCGUCGUGCCGAAGGCACUGUGUAUAUUUUGGUUCAAUUUGAAAGGCAUUUCUCUGGGUGGCUGCCUCACCCAGAUGUUCUUCCUUCAUGCGGUUUCUAAUAUGCAAUCAGCCGUCCUCGUGACAAUGGCCUUUGAUCGCUAUGUAGCCAUAUGUAACCCUCUGAGAUACGCCACCAUCCUCACCAAUGCACGAAUAGCUAAACUAGGGCUCUUCGGUUUGAUAAGAGCUGUUCUCUUCAUUCUGCCCCUGCCCCUGCUCCUGAGCAGGCAGCCAUUCUGUAACAACCGCAUUAUCCCCCACACGUACUGCGACCACAUGGCUGUGGUGAAGAUGUCGUGUGGGGACACCACAGUCAGCAGAUUGUACGGCUUGGUGAUAGCGGUUGUAGUCAACGGAUUAGACCUGAUGCUCAUUGCCUUGUCAUAUGGUCUGAUCCUCAGGGCCGUCCUCAGAAUCUCCUCCAAGAAAGCCCAUGAGAAAGCCCUCAACACCUGCACAGCCCACAUCUGUGUGAUGUUGAUGUCUUAUCCUCCCUUCUUCUUUUCCACUCUGACACAUAGGUUCAGUCAGGGCAUCACUCCCCACAUUCAUAUUAUCUUGGCCAACCUCUAUUUCCUCCUCCCCAACAUGCUGAACCCUAUCAUUUACGGGGUCAAAAACAAAGAACUUCGUGAGAAAGUGGUCAAAUGCACUUCCAGAAUGUGUUCUCUCUGGGGCCACUGACAUUAAACCUUCCUGACUGGAUGGGGAAAUGAUAUCUCCUUGUUAAUCACAGGUGCUCUCUCCUAGUUUGGCUUAACUCACCAUUGUAGAAGUUCACUGUACAAGAAAUUCCACAUACCUAAUAUCUUAUCAUUCCAUCUCCAAGCUCUGCUCUCUCCAUUGCUGAGUUCCCUCUCUCUGACCAUCACCUGACCUCUUUCAGUAUCCCCAUCAGCCCCCAACCCGCACACACCCUGUCGCUUGGCCUUUCCAUGACUUCCAGACCACCAAAAGAUAUUGCAGCUUUCUGGUGCAAGGUGGCUUGUAUUAAUCCCUGUGUGAACAGGUUUCUUGAUCAGUUUGACAAACUAAAGCUGCGCUUUUACAAAGCCAAAGACAAAGAAAGAAACAACAAUGCUGAACUUCUUUUUCAUAGGUGCAGUGAUCCGGUGAGUAAAAUUUACCUUCUAGAGCUUAUUGGUGAGAGUUGUGAAACCAUGUAUUUUUGAGAACGGGACUGCUAUAUUAAACUACAACCAAAACCAUUGAGUCGCUUUCCAGUUGGAACUCUCAAAACAGACACUAACAGUUCACAUUGUCGAAGAUGUUAAAAUAGGUGUCGAGAUUUCAUGUUGGAGUUUUGAAACAGAUGAAACAGAGAUAGCCACCAAAUGUCAAAGUGAUUGGAUCGCUUGCAGUAUUAAGUCCUUCUACUGCACUCAGCUCGGCACAACCUACAUUGGCUGAUAUCUCAUUUUUGCCAU
This is a messenger RNA of Chrysemys picta bellii (western painted turtle), 1700 nucleotides long. RefSeq names its product olfactory receptor 52P1-like. Gene Ontology annotation, molecular function: olfactory receptor activity; G protein-coupled receptor activity. Gene Ontology annotation, cellular component: plasma membrane. Lineage: Eukaryota; Metazoa; Chordata; Testudines; Emydidae. Gene Ontology annotation, biological process: G protein-coupled receptor signaling pathway. The record is from RefSeq and is a predicted model, not a curated record.